Scheffersomyces stipitis CBS 6054 is the source of this 156-nucleotide messenger RNA. RefSeq lists its product as uncharacterized. The transcript has a single exon. Bases 1 to 156 code for a protein of 51 amino acids. The record is from RefSeq and is a predicted model, not a curated record. NCBI's taxonomy places the organism in Eukaryota, Fungi, Ascomycota, Pichiomycetes, Serinales, Debaryomycetaceae.
AUGGCCAGAGGGAAUCAGAGAGAUUUGGCCAGAGCUAAGAAUUUGAAGAAGCAACAGGAUGCUGCCAAGAACGCAAAGAAGAGUGGCGAUCCUGCCAAAAGAAUGGAGAGUGAUGCUGAGAAGAUGAGAAGAAAGCAAGCUGAAGGUAUGUGGUAA